Messenger RNA from Xenopus tropicalis (tropical clawed frog), 1509 nucleotides. RefSeq names its product phosphatidylinositol polyphosphate 5-phosphatase type IV-like. Gene Ontology annotation, cellular component: Golgi cisterna membrane; plasma membrane bounded cell projection; cilium. Bases 1 to 1509 code for a protein of 502 amino acids. Gene Ontology annotation, molecular function: phosphatidylinositol trisphosphate phosphatase activity; phosphatase activity; phosphatidylinositol-4,5-bisphosphate 5-phosphatase activity. The record is from RefSeq and is a predicted model, not a curated record. The transcript has a single exon. Gene Ontology annotation, biological process: phosphatidylinositol dephosphorylation. Lineage: Eukaryota; Metazoa; Chordata; Amphibia; Anura; Pipidae.
AUGAAUUUCACACCUUUCAUUGCUUUUCUUAUCCUAUUGGAACAAUGUUUUCAUUCCUCUGAUCGCUCUUCACUGACUCAGAAAGUCAUCCUGACACCAGAAGAAUUGGAAUUAUUUAGAAAUGUUAAAGAUACGGAUAUUGAAGAGAUCUACCCAUUGGGUUCAGUUAUACUAAUGGUAUUUACCUUGGCAGUUGCCAUUAACUGGACUGUUGGCCGUUAUUGGAGACAUCCCUAUAGAAGGGGGAUGGGUUGGGCCCAUCUAAUAUCAGUAAUGAUAUUCACAGCGCUUCUUUAUACGCGUCACACAUCACUGGAGUUCCACAAAGGAAACCCAGAAUAUGAAGAAAUAGAGAAUGAUGAAGAUGAGGAGAAUGACGAGAACUCGCUAGUUUAUCUCUUUGCUCUCCUGGUAUUAAUCUUCGGACUAGCCAUUGACUGGUGUUUCAGUAACACCACUAAAAAGCGCAUUAGCGUUUCUCCCAGCCAGACCAGCCAUAAAAGGCAUCUAGAAGAGAGGCUCUUGGUUGGUCAAGGCUUACUUGGAGAAGAUGAACUGGAACGACAUCUUCCACAAAAAAAUCUAAGGAUCUUUAUUGCCACCUGGAAUAUGAAUGGAAAAAAGGAUCUUCCAGAGAGACUGGAUGAUUUCCUGUUUCCAUCGGGCGCCGAGUCUGCACAAGACUUGUAUGUUAUCGGAGUACAAGAAGGCUGCCCCUACAGGCAAGAAUGGGAAUACCGUCUGAAGCUGACACUGGGGGAUCGUUAUGUCUUGCUCCACUCAGCAGCUCACGGUGUCCUGUACCUGUCUCUGUUUAUCAGGCGAGAUCUCGCGUGGUUCUGCUCUGAGGUUGAAUGUUCAACUGUCACUACGAGAUUCUUCCCAAUGAUUAAGACCAAAGGGGCUCUGGCUGCUUCAUUUACAUUCUUUGGAACCUCAUUCCUUUUUAUCAAUGCCCACUUUGCGGCAGGAGAUUCCAAGGUAAAGCAAAGAAUACAGAAUUAUGAGAAAAUAAUCAAAAACCUGCAGCUCCCAAAAAAUGUUCCUGACACAAACCCCAUUUACUCUGAUCCCGACGAUGCAACAAGCCGGUUUGAUGAAGUCUUCUGGUUUGGGGACUUCAAUUUCCGCUUGAGCAAGAGUCGGAGUGAAGUUGAUUCCAUCCUAGAGAACCUUCCAGAAAAUGACAUGAGGUCCCUCCUGCAGUAUGAUCAGCUGUCAGAAGAGGUGACUAAAGGUUCUAUAUUCAAAGGAUUUAAGGAAGGCGAAAUACAUUUCCGUCCCACAUAUAGAUUUAAUAUCGGAUCCGAUGACUAUGACACCAGUAAGAAACAGAGGACGCCUUCCUACACUGAUCGAGUGAUGUACAAGAGCCGGCAUCAGGAGGAUAUCCAUGUUCUCAAAUAUGGCUCUUGCUCACUUAUGAGACAAUCGGACCACAAGCCUGUUUUUGGGCUAUUCAAAGUAUGGAUAAAACCAGGGUCCAAUAACAUUCCUUUGACUGUUUGA